Messenger RNA from Centruroides sculpturatus (bark scorpion), 465 nucleotides. RefSeq lists its product as uncharacterized. The transcript has a single exon. Lineage: Eukaryota; Metazoa; Arthropoda; Arachnida; Scorpiones; Buthidae. Bases 1 to 465 code for a protein of 154 amino acids. The record is from RefSeq and is a predicted model, not a curated record.
AUGAAAAUCGAUCGAGAGCUGUACUGGAACAAAGUGGCCGCUGACCUGGAAGCAGCAGCGUUCAAACAUGAGUACAGUACCCUCUACAGCACUCUCAGAAAGUUGAGUGGAAAGUCCAAAGUAACAAAUGAUACCAUAAAGAAAGCGGAUGGAACAUUCAUAAAAUCGUCGACAGAACGACUGCAACGUUGGAAAGAGUUCUUUAAUAACCUGUACAAUCAUGACGCUCCCCAGGGAGUGUUAGCAGAACCACCGCCGAUUGACCAGCCCGCAACACCUAUGUCAGAUGCAGAGCCUACAAUUGCAGAAGUGAAUGCAGCCAUUGGAUCGCUGAAGAUUGGCAAAGCUGCUGGACUGGAUCCGAUCACUACAGAGGAGAUCAAGGCUAGUGGUGACAUUUUGCACCAUCGUCUUUAUCUACUCGUUAAAACAAUAUGGCACAUAGAACAAAUACCAGCCAUCUAG